CAUCAAUCAAAACCCAGAGAGAGAGAGAGAGAGUAUGACACUUGAAAAACCAGCAGCAGAACCAACACCAACGGCGCAAGUCGCCGGCGACAAGGACGACGAAGAAGCAAAAGCCGGGGUGGACAUCUGGAAGUACAUCCUCGGCUUCACUAAGAUGGCGGUGGUGAAGUGCGCCAUCGAUCUCGGCAUUGCCGACGCCAUCGAGAGCCACCCAGAUCCCUCCAUCUCUCUGCCCCAGCUCUCCUCCAAGCUUGGCUGUUGCCCCUCCUCCCUCCGCCGCAUCCUCCGCUUCCUCAUCCACCGCAAGAUCUUCAGGCACCACGCCGACACCGACACCUACUCACAGACCCCGCUCUCUCGCCUCCUCCUGACCAGAGGAGAGAAAUCAAUGGCCGCUUUAAUUCUGCUCGAGACCACCCCCGUGAUGCUCGCCCCAUUCCUCAACCUGAGCUCUCAAGUGUCUGCAGCAGCUGCCACAGCUCCUCCGCCUUUCGUGGCGGCGCACGGUGACGACAUUUGGGUAUACUCAGCAGCGAAUCCCGGGCACAGCAGGCUCAUCGACGAGGCCAUGGCAUGCGACGCAAGAGUGGCGGUGCCAGCAGUCGCCGAGGAUUGCCCAGAGGUGUUCGAAGGUGUCCUGACCAUGGUGGACGUCGGAGGAGGGAACGGGACCACCCUGAGGCUGCUGAGGAAGGCAUUUCCGUGGAUCAGAGGGAUCAAUUUCGACCUCCCUCAUGUCGUCUCCGGGGCUUUACCGCCAUGCGAGGGGGUGGAGCAUGCCGGAGGAGAUAUGUUUGAGGGUGUUCCUAAGGCUGAUGCUGCUUUCCUCAAGUCGGUUCUUCACGACUGGUCAGAUAGUGAGUGCAUCCAAAUCCUGAAGAACUGCAAAGAAGCCAUCUCGGAGAGCAAAUCAGGGAAGGUGAUAAUCGUGGAAGCCGUGAUCGAUGAAGAGAACGACGGCAAGUGGACUGACGUGAGGCUGACCCUCGACAUGGUGAUGAUGGCUCACACCGGGGGAGGCAAAGAGAGGACCGAGAAGGAGUGGGCUCACGUGCUUCGCCAAGCCGGGUUCGCCAAGUACACAAUCAAGCCCGUGCGCGCCGUCCAAUCUGUCAUCGAAGCAUUUCCUUGAAAAAUAUAACUAAGGGAAAUAAAUUGGUUGUCUAUCUUUAUAGUUCAGUG
Molecule: messenger RNA, 1182 nt
Organism: Eucalyptus grandis
Lineage: Eukaryota; Viridiplantae; Streptophyta; Magnoliopsida; Myrtales; Myrtaceae
Product: acetylserotonin O-methyltransferase
Exons: 2
Coding region: 35-1132 (365 amino acids)
Biological process (GO): methylation
Molecular function (GO): O-methyltransferase activity; S-adenosylmethionine-dependent methyltransferase activity; protein dimerization activity
Source: RefSeq, a predicted model, not a curated record